AUGGCAGCCAACCCAGAACAGGUUUUGAGGGACGUCAAGGUCUUGGGUCCUCUCAACGACAAGACCAAAAACAUCUUGAGCAAAGAUGCCGCCGUUUUCCUUGCCUUGCUUCACCGAACCUUCAAUGGAACCCGCAAGGCCCUGCUUCAGCGACGGAUGGCCCGUCAGGCCGAGCUCGACAAAGGUUACCUUCCGGAUUUCCUUCCUGAGACCCGACACAUUCGCGAGGAUGCUACAUGGAAGGGAGCUGCCCCUGCACCGGGUCUCGUCGACCGAAGGGUAGAGAUCACUGGUCCUACCGAUAGGAAGAUGGUCGUCAACGCAUUGAACUCGGAUGUAUGGACCUAUAUGGCGGAUUUCGAAGACUCGAGCGCCCCGACCUGGGACAACAUGAUCAAUGGUCAACUCAACCUCCACGAUGCCAUCCGCAGACAGGUGGACUUCAAACAAGGAGAGAAGUGGUACAAACUGCGAACGGACCAGAAGCUGCCGACUCUCAUUGCCCGUGCCCGAGGCUGGCAUCUAGAGGAGAAGCAUUUCACCGUGGACGGGGAGCCCAUUUCCGGAGCGUUGUUUGAUUUUGGUCUGUACUUCUUCAACAAUGCCAAAGAGCUCGUCAAGCGGGGUGCUGGCCCUUACUUCUAUCUCGCCAAGAUGGAAAGCCAUCUGGAGGCCCGACUCUGGAACGAUGUCUUCAACCUGGCGCAAGAUUACAUUGGCAUGCCGCGGGGCACCAUCCGUGGAACCGUGCUGAUCGAGACCAUCAUGGCCGCUUUCGAGAUGGAUGAGAUCAUCUACGAACUCCGCGACCACUCUUCCGGCCUCAACUGCGGCCGUUGGGACUACAUCUUCAGCGUCAUCAAACGCUUCCGCCAAAACCCCAACUUCGUCCUCCCCGAUCGUUCCGCCGUCACCAUGACUGUCCCCUUCAUGGAUUCUUACGUCAAACUUCUUAUCAAGACCUGCCAUCGCCGCGGCGUGCACGCCAUGGGCGGUAUGGCUGCCCAGAUCCCCAUCAAGGACGACCCGGUUGCCAACGACGUCGCCAUGGAGUCUGUCCGCGCCGACAAGCUUCGCGAGGUGCGCGCCGGCCACGACGGCACCUGGGUCGCGCACCCGGCCCUCGCGAGCAUCGCGACCGACGUCUUCAACACUCACAUGCCAACGCCCAACCAGAUGCACGUGCGUCGCGAGGACGUCCACAUCACCGCCAACGACCUCCUCAACAUGAACGUGCCCGGCCAGAUCACCGAGACCGGCAUCCGCAAGAACCUCAACAUUGGCCUCGGCUACAUGGAGGGUUGGGUGCGCGGCGUCGGCUGCGUCCCCAUCAACUACCUCAUGGAGGACGCCGCCACGGCGGAGGUGUCACGGUCGCAGCUCUGGCAGUGGUGCCGACACGGCGUUUCCACCGCCGAGGGUAAGAAGGUGGACAAGAGCUACGCCAUCAAACUGCUGCGGGAGCAGGCCGAGGAGUUGGCGAAGAAGGCCCCCAAGGGCAACAAGUAUCAUCUGGCCGCCAAGUAUUUCGAGAGCCAGGUGACGGGCGAGGACUAUGCGGAAUUUUUGACCUCGCUCCUCUAUAACGAGAUCACUAGCGUCCAGAGCCCAACCCCAGCUGCGAAGCUAUAA
Messenger RNA from Eremomyces bilateralis CBS 781.70, 1632 nucleotides. RefSeq names its product malate synthase. Bases 1 to 1632 code for a protein of 543 amino acids. Lineage: Eukaryota; Fungi; Ascomycota; Dothideomycetes; Eremomycetales; Eremomycetaceae. Gene Ontology annotation, biological process: glyoxylate cycle. The record is from RefSeq and is a predicted model, not a curated record. Gene Ontology annotation, molecular function: malate synthase activity. Gene Ontology annotation, cellular component: cytoplasm; peroxisomal matrix. The transcript has 4 exons.